ACAGGAAACAUUUGACUCGUCAUGUGCCCUCAAGGAUCUUCUUCCCGACGUGAUAUAUGGCACACGAUAUGCGAACGAAUGAAUUAACUCGUGCAUGAUAUGAUUUUUGUCUUUUCACUAGAAGAAUUGUUUUCUUAUAGUGUCCAAACAACACAGUAGGUGCUAUGAAACAGUGAUAUCUCAGUCAUAAUUAUGAUGGAAGGUUGCAGAAAAGUCAGCAGUUAUUUUUGUGCGAUCCGUUGUGGAAUUUGGUACAAUUAAUGAAUUAUUAUAUGUGAUGAUUUCUUUUUUGUGCUUCCGCACCAAAGCUUGAGCGGGCAUGCAACAAACACAUUUUUUCCAUACCAUAAUACAUUAGCGAAUGAAAAUUGGAAAAGGGAGAAAGUUGGUGAUUUAAAUUUUGUGAAAUGAUCUCACUGCAAGUGUCAUCGGUAAAUCUCUUUUGUUAAGGAUCCCAUACUGCGCAGCAGUACUCUACCAGAAGACUGACAAGCAUACUGUGGGCAGUCUCUUUAAUAGAUAUGAUGCAUCUUUGGUCGGAGGAUGAGUAAUGGAAACUGAUGAUUGUAGAGCCAAAAGAAUGCGUGGAAGAGCUCGAGGACGUGGUAGGGGGAGGGGAAGGGGAAGGGGCAGAGGACGUGGGAAGAAGGCAAUAAAGGUAAUUGAAAGUGAUGAGGAAGAAACUCCUCUUCAGGCACCAGAAGAAGUGACAGAAGGAAAUGAAGAAAACCUGCAGCCUCCAAAAAUUGAUCUUGAGGCUGACAUUUCACAGCUUGAGGCACCAACAUUCACAACUAUCAACCGAGGUCCUCCGGAACCUAUGUUACGACUUCGAUGGGACCAUCGUGUUAGCCUUAUGGGUGAAAAGGUUCUCAAUCCCAUGAUUCACUGUUGUGAUAAAUGUUUGAAGCCAAUUCUGAUUUAUGGCAGAAUGAUACCAUGCAAGCAUGUUUUCUGCCUAUCCUGUGCAAAGCGCGAGGACAAAGUCUGUCCACGUUGUAUGGAAAAAGUAACCAGAGUUGAGCAGACGGGUCUGGGAACUGUUUUUAUGUGCACACAUGGUGGUACGCGUUAUGGAAACACGGGUUGCAGAAGAACAUAUCUUUCACAACGUGAUCUACAGGCACACAUAAAUCACAGGCACAUAGCAGUGUCUGUCCAGGACCCACCACAGUUUCCUCUUGUUGUAACAACUGGUAGCAAUAAUAAACCAGAACCGUUACCUACAACAGCUGCUCCCCCACCUCGCAUGAAGCACGAUCCCCGUUUACAGCGCUCACCUCCACCUCCUCCACCACCACCCUUUGCUCCCCCACCAUCUCACAGGCCACCCAUAAUGUUUACUUCCAACCCACCCCCCACAAUGCGUACUAAUCUCAUCACAGUACCAAUACAAGACUCGACUGCUCCACCACCUGUUAUUGUUGAUCCCCCACCUUCAGCACCUUACCACCAUUACACACAAGCACCACCACCGCAAUAUACACCAUAUUCCGUUCCUCCUCCACAACCCAGUUAUUACCAAGCACCACCAGGCUACCAAGCAGCACCUGUGGCACAGUAUGGUGGACAAGGUGCUGUUCCUCAAGGUACUGCUGCUGUUGCGGCAGCAGCUGCAGCUGCUGCAGCAGCUGCUGUGAGAGCUCCUCAGUACCAAGAACAACAAGUAGUUCAACCAUAUGGAGCCCCACCACCUCAGCAAUGGCAGCAUCCACCUAGCAAUCCAGCCUUUUACAGAUGAAGACUGUGGAUUUUCUUUCACUGAUUUUGAAAAAGAA
This is a messenger RNA of Schistocerca gregaria, 1778 nucleotides long. RefSeq names its product E3 ubiquitin-protein ligase Hakai (gene Hakai). The transcript has 8 exons. Gene Ontology annotation, molecular function: ubiquitin protein ligase activity. The record is from RefSeq and is a predicted model, not a curated record. Bases 551 to 1741 code for a protein of 396 amino acids. Gene Ontology annotation, biological process: regulation of cell adhesion; protein ubiquitination. NCBI's taxonomy places the organism in Eukaryota, Metazoa, Arthropoda, Insecta, Orthoptera, Acrididae.